This is a messenger RNA of Pelodiscus sinensis (Chinese soft-shelled turtle), 1484 nucleotides long. NCBI's taxonomy places the organism in Eukaryota, Metazoa, Chordata, Testudines, Trionychidae. The record is from RefSeq and is a predicted model, not a curated record.
CCAUAAAAACCACCUUGCCCACCUCGGCUUCCAAAAGAGCCGGGCGCCGCAGGAAACGAGGACCGUGGGCUCGGACAAGAAAACCCAAGAGAGACUCUUUGAAUUUGGCCAGGACUCAGGAGCAAUGUCUCAGCAAUUCCUUUAUCGGGCACUGGUGUCGGCUAAGUGGCUCUCAGAAACCAUCAAGUCCCCUCAGGCUGAACAGGCCGUGAAGAUCCUGGAUGCAUCCUGGUAUCUUCCGAAGAUGAAGCGUGACCCCCGGCAUGAGUUUGAGGAGCGUCACAUCCCUGGUGCUGCUUUCUUUGACAUUGACCAAUGCAGUGACCGCACAUCACCAUAUGAUCAUAUGCUGCCUACUGCAGAUGAGUUUAUGGAGUAUGUGGGCAAAUUAGGUGUGGGGAAUGACUCCCACGUGGUGGUGUAUGACGCCAGUGAUCAGGGUCUCUUCUCUGCUCCCCGUGUCUGGUGGAUGUUCCGGGCCUUUGGGCACCAUGCCGUCUCCCUUCUAGAUGGUGGGCUGAAGAACUGGCAGCUGGAGGGGUAUCCGCUGAGCUCUGGCAAGAGUCGAGCCGUUCCUGUGGAGUUCCAUGCCUCUCUGGACACGUCACUGGUGAAGACCCAUGAGGACAUAAAUGAGAACAUAGAGUCACAUGCCUUCCAGCUGGUGGAUGCUCGCUCUGCAGGGCGGUUCAGAGGGACAGAAGCAGAACCCAGAGAAGGAAUUGAGCCUGGUCAUAUCCCUGGCUCCGUGAACAUCCCCUUCUUGGAUUUUCUCACAGAAGCUGGCUUUGAGAAGACUCCUCAGGCGAUCCGCAGCUUAUUCCAGGAGAAGAAAGUGGACCUUUCAAAGCCGGUCACUGCCUGCCACGUGGCCUUGGGAGCCUACCUUUGUGGCAAGCCAGAGGUGGCUAUCUAUGAUGGUGCCUGGGUGGAGUGGUACAUGCGUGCACGGCCUGGAGAAGUCAUCUCUGAGGGCAAAGGCAAGACCCUCUGAAGCACUGCUUCUGCCCCUUCAGUGCAGACAAAUUGCCUUGGAACAAGCUCUGGGAGAUGGUCUUAGCCUUUCCUGUUUUAAAAUCAUAGGGCCAGUGUAGACGUAGCCAUAGUGUGCUACUGAGUGAAGGUCUUGGGUGACAAAUCUAAACAUAAAUGGUUCUAACGCCUUACCCUUUUCCUCCCCCCACUAAUUUUUCUGGGCAUGGAAGAUGGCUUUUUAUACCAUCUUCGUGGAAGGGUGGGGUGGGGAAGCACUGAUCAUAGGAUGGUGGGAUAAUUAAUUGAGGCUGGAUUUCUCCAUGGGGAUGAUCUCUCCUGAUUAGACACUGUGUGAGGAAUAUGAGUAGAGGAGCUUUUUGAGUAUCUCCUCGCACUCGGACUCUUAUUGGAUUUGACCUCAGCCAGUAUUGCAUCCACCAUUGAAAUCCUGUUUCCUUUUUUAAGAAUAUAUUUCAAAGAUUAUGUAAUAAAAACACUUUUUAAUAUGU